AUGGCAAAUGAAAUCACAGACGAUAAAAAGAAAAAAGCAAUCUUUUUAGCGUCAUGUGGGCCGGAAACCUACACAAUAUUAAAAUCGGUUGCCACACCGAUUAAUAUUGUAGAGGAAACAUUCACAUUUGAGGCGGCAACUAAGUUAUUGACCAACUAUUUUUGUCCGGCAGCGAAUGCAAUAAUUGAAAGGUUUAAAUUUUAUCGGAGAAACCAAGUAGAGGACGAAUCAAUUAUUGAAUAUUUGGCAGCGCUAAGGAAAUUGAGCCAAGACUGCAAUUUCAAGGAUUUGGAAGAAAUGUUACGAGACAGACUAGUCUGUGGCAUGCGCGAUGAAAAUUUACAAAAGCGGCUCCUGGCGAAUGACCAGUUAACACUAAAAAUAGCGCAGGAGGAAGCUAUAGCAUCAGAAACAGCACAAAAGAAUGCGACGGAACUUAAAACGUCAGCCAGCCUACCAGGGUUGAAUAAAAUUUCAAGCAACAAGGUAAAACCAAAUCGUGCUCCAGUGGACCAUAUUCAGAAUUGUUAUCGUUGUCGAGGAAAUCAUCAUUCAGAUCAGUGCAAAUUUAAAGACGCGGAAUGUUAUUAUUGGAAAAAGCGUGGACAUAUUGAGAGAGCUUGUAUAAAAAAAGAAAAAACCAAAAAGCCAGCAACAAAUAAUGGAAGAAGACCAAACAGAGUAAAUCUUUUAGAUACAAACCAGGAAACUCAAAAGACAGAGUAUUUAUGGUCAAUGUUCGUUAAAGGUAGUCCAUCGGUCAAGAGAGUGAUUACGAUAAGUAAGUCACCGGUACAAAUGGAAAUAGAUUCGGGGGCAAGUUACUCAAUAAUAAGUGAAAAGUUAUUUAGAGAAAAAAUGCCGUAUAUUCCGCUAAAACCAAGUCAAAUACAAUUAAGAACUUGGGGAACAGAGAAAAAUCUUAAACUGAGUGGAGAAGCAGAAGUACCAGUCUCGGUUGGGAACGUCACAAAGAAACAAAAGUUGUUAGUAGCAGCGGGUGAAGGUCCGGCUCUAAUCGGUCGAAAUUGGUUUAACGAUUUGGGAAUUACUAUAACCAGCAAUUUAUGCAAUAUAGAAUCAACUAUUCCAGUAGAAGUGAUGAACUUCAGUUCAGUUUUUGAUGGAAAUCUUGGAGAUUACAAGGGAAAUCCUGUGAAGUUACAAAUGUCAGUUUCAAGUAAACCGAAAUUUCUUCGAUAUCGACAAGUGCCGUUUGCACUAAAACUCAAGGUGGAAGCAGCAUUAAAGAAGUUGGAAGAUGAAGGCGCACUACGUUCAAUAUCCUUUAGUGAGUGGGCAACACCGGUUGUACCUAUAAUUAAACCAGAUGGUAGCAUACGCAUUUGUGGAGAUUAUAAGUGCACAGUGAAUCAAAUGCUUUGCAAGGAAACGUAUCCAUUACCUACUAAUACAGAAGUGCUAGCAACAUUAGCAAAUUGUAAGUGGUUUACAAAGCUGGAUUUAGAUCGAGCGUAUACACAGGUGAAGGUUGACCAAGAAUCAGCAAGGAUACUUACAUUAAACACACAUCGCGGACUUUUUGAAGUUACAAGAUUACCGUUUGGAAUUUCAACGGCACCAGGUAUAUUUCAACGGCUGAUGGAAGGAGUUCUUAAGAACAUAGAUGGUGUGAUUAUUUAUUUAGACGACAUUCUAAUUGGCGGAACAACUUUGGAAGAGUUGUGGGAUAGAACACGAACUGCUCUGAAAUGUGUACAGGAUGCAGGAUUGAAGCUUAAAAAAUCAAAAUGUGUUUUCGCAGUACAAGAGAUAACAUUUUUGCGGUUUAAGAUAAGCCGAGAAGGAGUGCGUCCAACUGACGAAAAGGUGAAGGCAAUAGCUCAAACACCAGAACCAAUAAAUAAACAACAGCUACAAGCUUUUCUUGGGUUAAUUACAUUUUAUGAUAGAUUUUUACAGAAUAAGGGCGAUCUAUUGGAACCGCUGUAUCAACUAUUAAGAAAAGAGAUACCUUUUAAAUGGGGUAGAGAACAGAAAUUAAGUUUUGAACGAGCAGAGAAACUACUACAAUCAAAAAAUCUGUUGGUGCAUUAUUCGGCUGACUUACCACUGAUAUUAUGCGGAGACGCAUCACCGUAUGGAGUUGGCGUGGUUUUGGCACACAAGAUGCCGGAUGAUAGUGAAGCACCGAUUGCUUUUGGCUCCAGAACAUUACAGGGCGCGGAACGAAAUUAUUCACAGUUGGAUAAAGAAGCGCUAGCGAUUAUGUUUGGUGUGCAAAAGUUUCAUCAAUUUUUAAGUGGUAGACAAUUUACAAUAAUGACUGAUCAUAAACCACUAGUGGGGUUAUUCAACCCAGAAAAACCAAUAUCACAGCAUAUAUCACCCAGAAUGUUAAGGUGGUCGUUAAAGUUAGGCGCUUACCAGUACGAGAUUAAAUUCCGAGAAGGGAAACAUCACCAGAAUGCAGAUGCAUUGAGCCGGUUACCUUUAAAUGAUGUAAAGCUACAAAUACCGGAAAUACCUGAAAUAUUAUAUUGCAAUGAGGCUGAGGAACAGUUUUUAAUCACUGCGAAAGACAUUGCACAAGCAACCAGAAGAGAUCCAGUACUAUCAAAAGUAAUGUGGCAUAUCCAAAGGAAAGAUACAGUUUUGCCAUAUAAAUCAAUCCAGUUUAAACCGUUUGUGAAUAAAAUCCAGGAACUAUCAGUGAAUGCACAAUGUUUGUUAUGGGGAGCCAGGGUAAUAAUACCAGCAACACUACGUCCCAGAAUACUUGAGAUGUUGCACGAAGUUCAUCAAGGCAUGUCAGCAAUAAAAGCAGUGGCGCGAAGCUAUUUUUGGUGGCCUGGUUUAGAUGAAGAUAUAGAAAUGUUAGCCAGACGUUGUGAAAAGUGUGCAUGUAACAAACAUAGAUGGUGUGAUUAUUUAUUUAGACGACAUUCUAAUUGGCGGAACAACUUUGGAAGAGUUGUGGGAUAG
Messenger RNA from Teleopsis dalmanni, 2946 nucleotides. RefSeq lists its product as uncharacterized. The transcript has a single exon. The record is from RefSeq and is a predicted model, not a curated record. The coding region runs from base 1 to 2946 and encodes 981 amino acids. NCBI's taxonomy places the organism in Eukaryota, Metazoa, Arthropoda, Insecta, Diptera, Diopsidae.